Nilaparvata lugens (brown planthopper) is the source of this 2583-nucleotide messenger RNA. RefSeq names its product doublesex- and mab-3-related transcription factor A2-like. Gene Ontology annotation, cellular component: nucleus. The coding region runs from base 130 to 1227 and encodes 365 amino acids. NCBI's taxonomy places the organism in Eukaryota, Metazoa, Arthropoda, Insecta, Hemiptera, Delphacidae. Gene Ontology annotation, biological process: sex differentiation; regulation of transcription by RNA polymerase II. The record is from RefSeq and is a predicted model, not a curated record. The transcript is spliced from 7 exons. Gene Ontology annotation, molecular function: RNA polymerase II cis-regulatory region sequence-specific DNA binding; protein binding; DNA-binding transcription factor activity, RNA polymerase II-specific.
ACUCUAGUGAGACUUUAGUUGGGAUGUAGCCGCAGUUUUUGUUGGAGAGACAGUGUUACACGACAUUUGUGCCCAAAGUCUCUAGAAAGAUCUGGAAAGAUUUUCUGUCUCUAUUAGGAACUUGUCAGAAUGAGUGAGCGAGAUAGGGAUAGGGAUCGUGUUGCUACUGAUCUUCGAAGAAAAGGUCGUCACCCGAAGUGUGCCCGAUGCAGGAAUCAUGGCAUGAUAUCAUGGCUGAAAGGCCACAAGAAGCAGUGUAUGUUCAAAUCGUGUUCUUGUGCCAAAUGCAGUCUAAUCGCUGAAAGGCAACGAGUUAUGGCCGCACAGGUAGCAUUGAAAAGACAACAGGCGGCAGAGGACACAAUAGCACUGGGCUUAACAGAAGUAAUGACUGGUAAAAAGUAUCCCUUUUUACCACCGGGACCGAUUUUCAGUAUGGUGCUAUCAGAUCAAGAUAACAGCAACCACGAUCAACCAAGCUCGACGAAAUGCACUCCCUCCUCACCCCAAGAGGGGGAUUCCCCUCCUCCUGCAGUUGACACCUCCACGUCAUCGGAUCCAACAGACGAGAAAGCUUCAAGUCCUGACAAGAUGGACACAUCACCCUGUCUCUCCACUUCUGCAUCGUAUAAACCUCUUCCGCUUGAUAUGCUGGUCACACUCUUUCCCGAUAAGAAAAGGUCAGUGUUAGAGUUGGUUCUGAGACGCAGCGGACAUGAUCUCCUGAAAGCCAUAGAACAGUGUGCCUCGCUGACUGGAGGGGGCAUGCGGUGUUCACCUGGUGUCACCACGAGCACGGCGGUCACCACAGAAAGACACCGCGGUAGACCGCAGUCACCAAUGCAUGACACCAUCACACAUACGCCAUAUGUAAUCUCCAACAAACCGAGCAGUAAUCUGAUAAGCAGUGACCCAACCGAUCUCCGAUCAGCAUUCAGGCCUUUUCUGGGGGGUGCAGGGGCCCCCUCCCGCCUAGCUGAGGUUCCCCCCCUUGAUCAGACCCCCCAGCCGCCCCAGGCACACCAGGUGUUGCCUUGCAACGGAACCGCUCUGCUAAAUAUGCUGUCGCCUGCGUUUUUUCACACAACGCCUCCGUUUGGGGGUGGCUCUAUAUUCCCAGUCUACAAGACGUUCCCCGUUCCUCUCCUUCAACAAUCUCCGGUCUCCACUCAACCUCCAAUAUCAUCCAACUGUACAUGCCACGAAUGUCGCGAGAAACGAAGUUAACUUAAUCCAUCUUUGAUUUAUUAAACUAUCAAAAAUUAUGUGCAUACACUAUCAAAAUAUAUAAAUUAUUGUUUCACGACUGCUUCAAAUUAUAUAUUAUCGGUGUUAUAGGAAUGUAAAUAAAUUGAAAAUAAAUUAUUGAGUAGCCUAAUUUUGAUUGAUUAGUAUUCAUUUUCACCAUAGAGAAAAGAUAACAUAAGAAGAUAUCCCAUGGUUUGUAGAAUUCAUUCAAAGUUUGGAAGUUUUUUAUUUAAUUAAGGUGUAUCAAUUUGAGAUGAUACUGUUUCAUAUUGUGAUGAUACUGUUUCAUAUUGUGAUGAUACUGUAUCGUGUGUGGUGAUACAAUAUCAUUUUGUGGUGAUACUGUAUCAUCUAUGCAAUAGAGAAAAGAUAGCAUAAGAAGAUAUCCCAUGGUUUGUAUUGUAGAAUUCAUUCAAAGUUUAGAAGUUUUGUAUCAAAUUAUGGUGUAGUGUAUCAUAUUGUGUUGAUACUGUAUCGUAUGGUGAUACAGUAUCAUUUUGUGGUGAUGCAGUAUCAUUUUGUGAUGAUACAGUAUCAUUUUAUGGUGAUAGAGUAUCAUUUUGUGAGAAAAGAUAGCAUAAGAAGAUAUCCUAUGGUAUACAGCGAUAAUGUUACAAAUUUCUCUUUUAACUCAGCCGAUAGUCCUUGUAUUUCGUUUUUGUGAAGCUAUGUGACACUGGUAGUCUUUCAUACUGUGCCGUUCAAACUUUCUCACCCCAGUAACACAGUAAUAAUAGACAGAAGUCGACAGUGAUUGGCUUGAGUUAGCAGGAAAUCGGCUUGAAAUUAGGAACAUAAAAGACCUAUACCAUGGGAUCGUUUGCACGAAAGGCUGUUGAAUUUUAAUCGUGUUUGAAUUGAAUGCUACAAAAACCAAUCUGAGAACCUUCUUUUGAAAAAAAAAAUUUUUCUGGUUGUCUCUGUUAUCAUUUUAUUACAAAAGAAAGACAAGAAGACAAAAAAGAGACAAAGAAAGACUGUUUUAUGUCCUACUCCUUGAAAAUUAAGGACUGGAAGAGACAAUUAUAGUUCAUCAAAUAGAGAUAAAUAUAGUUUGUUACAAUAUUACAAUAAUUAUUGUAUCAAACUAUGGAAUUGUAUCAUGGAGCUCCACAAUAUCUCUUAAAUCAGUCAUGUAUAGAUAAAAUAGUAGGUCUAUCAUUAUAAUUGCCUUUGUAACUUGUUUCAACUUGCAUCAUCAUCCAUCAUUGUAUAUUUCAUCUUUGAAAUUAUCCAUUAUUGUUAUAUUGUAAUGACAUCCAAAUUGAGAGUACUAUUAAACGAAACGCUUGCAGCCAAUUCCACUUUAUUAUGUAGCAUUCUUUGUUCCUGAGU